CACACAGAAUCGUAUGUUCAUUUUUACAAUCAAGUAAUUAGAGCUAAAAAUGAAUACAACCGAUCUUUAUGCAGUCUUUGUUGUGACAAAGGACCUUCACAUGAUGGCAGGAACAAGUCUGUGUUUGUCGCCAGUUUCCCCUCAGAGGCAAGAUGAUAGAUAUUAAGCAGCACUGCCAAUAAAAGGGGUUGUGGGGGCACAGUUUAGCCGUUUCAUUGAACAGAAAUGUCUGUUAACAAUCAACUCUGUUGUUUUACAUUCUGUGCGCGGCAAAACAUGCCGUGCAAACGCGGCUCUGAUUCAUGAAGUCAUGGUUGUCUGCUGUGCUCUGUAAGAUGAAUCAUAGGCCCUGAAGCCACUCAAGACUUCCUUGUGAUUAUGAAGACGGAGCAUAUCAAACGACCAACAAGUGGUCUUUUUUUCAGUGGGUGGAUAUGGAGUAGGAAAGCUAGCUAGCUAAUUUAAUGAGCAACACUUACAUAAUUUUGUACAAAGUUUUCCAUUGUAAUCAGUGAGCAUGUUUUUUUUACCCGAAUUUCCUUGGGAAAGGUUUUGUCCUUGAACAACUUAACGAAGACCACAUUUUACUGUCUGCUCUUGGGAAAUUAAUAGGAAAUUGUAGAACAUGGGGCACGGUUCAAGGAUAUUUAUGAUAUAUAGUACAUUGUUUUGUCAAGUGAAAAGGAAUGUUUUCUAAGUCACACAACAGAAGUUCCAAAUUCACUUUACAGGGCCUUUUUAAUCCUAAUCGUCAUAUGUAAUUAGCAGCUAGCCUUAGCGCUAACAACAUGUCGGUCUAUGUUGUUGAUCACAAACGUGUGCGGCGUCGCACCAUCCCCCUGUCUGCAUAUGUGCUGAAUAAUGGCACAUGGCCGUGGGAGGUCAGCAAAAAUCAUUCAACCUGUACUGUAUUAUUCCUCUUUGGCCAAUAGAAACACGAGGGGGGUGGGGCAUAGCUCCUGUUGCUGUGGAAUUAAUUAUGAAAGAGCAACUUUCUGGAUCGAAUGGAUUGCCCCAUCAGCAUCACAUCCUCAGUGUGGGACCCCACGGAAAGGACCUCCAGGCUGUGAUGACAGGCCAGCAGAAGCUUGUGCCACUGUGGCUCUUGUUGUUGCUCGUAGUAGCCCUGUGUCCAGGUGCGCAGUACACAUACAGCAAGCGUGGCGAUGCUACACAUAAUAGCGGAAAGAGCAACAAGGUACCUGCUUCUAAGGGUCACGGCCUCCCCAAGCCCGGCCUCAAGAGGGCGGGGGCAGGGGCGGCGGCGGCCGGCAUGCUGGGGGGCACGGGCACCGGAUACGGGCUGGGCUUCCUCGGGAGGCCCAAGUACGGUUCCAGGGGGCACGCCGGCCAAAAGACGGAAUCCAGCGGGCGCUACGACGGCCAUGGCCAAACGUUUCGCAAUCAGUCGAGUUGGAGGGCUUUUCUGAAGGCGGCGGCGCCUGCGCACUUGAGUAACUCCUUACUUUUGCUGGGACAUGCGCUCACCUUCCUCACAGGGCUUUGCAUGGGUGCACUUUGACUCGUGGAAAUAGAAUAAAUGUUUGCAAAUGAUAUUCCCUUUCGAUUCACGUUGUACACUUAUUUAAGAACACUGAAUCCCGUGAGGCCCAUACUUGACGUUUGUCGUUUCAUGGAACACCACCAAACCAAACUGCCAUAAAAAGUGUAAACAAUGAUGACGAUUGCAUCUAAAUUUACUCGCAAAUUAAUUUCGUCUGUCACGGUCUGUUUAGUUGAACACAAAGCGCUUCUUCUGUUUGUCUGUAUGGGUCACAAAAGGUGGUUAAACAAGAUCUGCCAGAACCUCCCCCUCCCACUCCCCUAAAGUUUUUAAUUACCUGUUAUUAAUAGUUUGAAUAUAGAGUAGUGUAACCAUGAUCUCAAAUCUAUUAAAUGUCACGAGAUAAUUCCCGCAAGUAAAUCGGCUUUUACUGUUCAAUAAAUCAGGUCGAGAGUUUGCAUUAAGCACAUCGGUGAGUAAAUUAAGAUUAUGAUUGUAGUGAAAUGCUUUUUGUGAUAUUUCUGAUUUUAUUGGUGUGUCUGGAUAUUUUUUUUUUUGCCACUGGAUGACUUAACGUCACUCUAUGACUCAUCCAAAUUUGGUGGUGACCACACACACAAAGAUUUGAAAUCAUACAUUUUGAACACGUUUUACACAAUUGUCGGCACCACAACUGUCGAACCCUGUGUGAUUAAUUUAGCAUCAUGGCUCACUUUUAAGAACCCGAUCAUUCUUAAAAUGUUUGAGAAAGUAGUCAUAAGGCAGAUAAGUGAGUCAGAAAGAGGGAUUUUGGACACAGAAUUUAUUUGAAUACAUACACAUUGAUGGCAAAUUAUAGUACCGUACAUCAAAGUGGUAGGACCUAUCAGCUGCUGGCAAAAAAAAAAAAAAAAAGUUGAGGCAAUCGAAUUGAAUGACGUCGUUUCACAAUGUCACAAUUGCAAAGGAGAAGUGCACUUGUUUUCCAUACGGGAAAGACAAACUUGUUGGGGGAGGUCAAACCUUCAUUUAAUUUCUAUUUUGAAUCACCGAAACUGAAUGAUUUGUGAAUUCAUACAAGCUAAAAAGACAUAAACAAAACUCACUUCACAAGUUACCUAAGAAUAAAUCAUUACUGGAAAAAAAAA
Messenger RNA from Hippocampus zosterae (dwarf seahorse), 2631 nucleotides. RefSeq lists its product as uncharacterized. Lineage: Eukaryota; Metazoa; Chordata; Actinopteri; Syngnathiformes; Syngnathidae. The coding region runs from base 869 to 1522 and encodes 217 amino acids. The record is from RefSeq and is a predicted model, not a curated record. The transcript has 2 exons.